UCAAGAACAGCUGGUAAUCGUUUACACAAAGUUCUCAUACUCAUUCAUCCAUAUUUUUCGUAGUACUCUCUCCCAGUCCUCCCAUCUGGCACUCCAAGCUCAUGUCCAUGUGUUGACGCUCUGUCACAUAUUUUCUUCCAUCUCACUGUAUUUACCGAGAUAUAAAACAUGCCGCCCAAAAAGGUUCAAGAACCAGAGAGAAAGCCUCUCAUUGGCCGAGUUGGAACUAAUUUGAAAGUUGGAAUUGUGGGAGUCCCCAAUGUUGGCAAAUCCACUUUCUUCAAUGUCCUCACCAAGAGCCAGGCGCCAGCUGAGAACUUCCCUUUCUGCACAAUUGAUCCCAAUGAGAGUCGCGUUCCUGUGCCAGAUGAGCGCUUUGACUACUUGGUGAAUUACUUCAAACCUGCCAGCAAGGUUCCAGCCUUCCUCAAUGUUGUGGACAUUGCCGGUUUGGUGAAGGGAGCAGCUGAGGGUCAGGGUCUUGGAAAUGCCUUCUUGUCCCACAUCAAGGCCUGUGAUGCUAUCUUCCACCUUUGCCGUGCGUUUGAUGAUGAAGAUGUCAUUCAUGUGGAGGGUGAUGUAAAUCCUGUACGUGAUUUGGAAAUUAUCAGUGAAGAACUGCGGCUCAAGGAUGAAGACUACCUGAACACAACUCUAGAGAAAAUGGAGAGGACUGUCAUCAGAGGAAAUGACAAGAAGGGAAAACCAGAAUAUGAUUGUCUUGUAAAAGUUAAGGAAACCUUAGUAACUGAGAAAAAGUGGAUCCGUGAAGGAGACUGGAGUGUUUCUGAUAUUGAAUAUUUGAACAAGCACAUGUUUAUUACUAGCAAGCCUGUGAUAUAUCUAGUGAAUCUUACUGAGAAGGAUUACAUCAAGAAAAAGAACAAGUGGCUCAUCAAGAUUAAGGAGUGGGUUGACAAGAACGAUCCUGGUGCACUACUCAUCCCAUUCUGUGGUACAUUUGAGCACAAAUUAGUUGAAAUGGAAGAUGUGGAACGGGAAGCCUUUUUAAAAGAGCAAGGCGCUACCAGUGUCCUGAGCAAAAUUAUUGUCAAUGGAUACAAGACCCUGCAGCUUGAAUAUUUCUUCACGGCUGGUCACGAUGAAGUAAAAGCAUGGACCAUUCAGAAAGGAACUAAGGCACCUGGAGCAGCUGGCAGAAUUCACACUGAUUUUGAGAAAGGGUUCAUUAUGGCUGAAGUAAUGAAAUUUGAUGAUUUUAAAGAAGAAGGUUCAGAAGCAGGAUGCAAAGCAGCAGGAAAGUACCGUCAGCAAGGCCGCAACUAUACAGUUGAGGAUGGUGACAUCAUUUUCUUCAAAUUCAAUGCUGGUGCUGGUCUUAAAGAUGCUAAAAAGAAGUGAGAUAGGUUUUUUUGCACCUACGAAAAUGACCCAAUUCAUGAAAUUAAUUUAAAGAUUGUUGUUAUUUUGUGUAUGUUUUCAACUAACUUAUUGUGUUGCCAAUUAUUGAUGUAAAUGAUGUAAUAUCUCACUCACAGCAGGACUGUAGCUUCUCAAAUUUGGUUUUUAAAGGCAUUGGUUCAAUCAGGAAUUAAGACAACAAAAUAAAUCUUUUUUAUUGCCCGA
Molecule: messenger RNA, 1587 nt
Organism: Frankliniella occidentalis (western flower thrips)
Lineage: Eukaryota; Metazoa; Arthropoda; Insecta; Thysanoptera; Thripidae
Product: obg-like ATPase 1
Exons: 12
Coding region: 169-1362 (397 amino acids)
Cellular component (GO): cytoplasm
Molecular function (GO): GTP binding; ATP binding; ATP hydrolysis activity
Source: RefSeq, a predicted model, not a curated record